Chelonoidis abingdonii (Abingdon island giant tortoise) is the source of this 2791-nucleotide messenger RNA. Lineage: Eukaryota; Metazoa; Chordata; Testudines; Testudinidae. The record is from RefSeq and is a predicted model, not a curated record.
GCGGCAUCAUGCCGGGGGGGCGCGUGUGCGCCGUGUGCGGCGGCUCGGAGAUCGAGGUGGACGCGGCGCGGGGGGACGCGGUGUGUACGGGCUGCGGCUCGGUGCUCGAGGACAACAUCAUCGUCUCCGAGGUGCAGUUCGUGGAGAACAGCGGCGGCGGCUCCUCGGCCGUGGGGCAGUUCGUGUCUUUGGACGGUGCCGGUAAAACACCAUCAUUAGGAGGAGGAUUCCAUGUCAAUUUGGGAACGGAAUCGCGAGCACAGACGCUCCAGAAUGGGAAACGUCAAAUUAAUCACUUGGGAAACCAGUUGCAACUCAACCAGCAUUGUCUUGAUACUGCUUUUAACUUUUUCAAGAUGGCGGUGAGCAAGCACUUAACCCGUGGGAGAAAGAUGACUCAUGUAAUUGCUGCAUGUCUCUACUUGGUGUGUAGAACAGAAGGAACGCCUCACAUGUUACUUGACCUCAGUGACCUUCUUCAGGUGAAUGUCUAUGUCCUGGGAAAAACAUUCCUUCUGCUGGCCAGAGAGCUCUGCAUAAAUGCUCCAGCUAUAGAUCCAUGUUUAUAUAUUCCUCGUUUUGCACACAUGCUAGAAUUUGGAGAUAGGAACCAGAAGGUAUCAAUGACAGCUCUAAGAUUAUUACAGAGGAUGAAAAGAGACUGGAUGCACACAGGACGCCGGCCAUCGGGGCUCUGUGGAGCAGCUCUUCUAGUGGCAGCAAGAAUGCAUGAUUUCCGACGUACUGUUAAAGAGGUUAUCAGAGUGGUCAAGGUUUGUGAGUCAACGUUAAGGAAAAGGCUUACAGAAUUUGAAGAUACACCAACAAGUCAGCUAACGAUAGAAGAAUUUAUGAAGAUUGACUUGGAAGAGGAGUGUGAUCCUCCUUCAUUUACUGCUGGUCAAAGAAAAUUAAAGAUACAGGAGCUUGAGAAAGCGCUGUCAAAAAAGCUUGAAGAUGUUGAAGGUGAAAUAUCAAUUUACCAAGAUGAAAUAGAGAAUGAAUUAGAAAAUAGUAGACCAAAGGCAAAAGGAGUAUUUGCCAAUUUGACUAAAGAUGAAUCUAUAGAAGAUAAUACGGCUAGUGUAUGUGGAGAGGAGGAGGCAGAAGAUGAAGAACUGGAAGCAGCUGCUAAUCAUUUAAACAAGGACUUUUGUAAUGAACUUCUAGAUAAAGAUAGGUUAAAGAAAAUAGAAAGGAGAGAAUGCAAAAAUGGAAAUGAAACUCCUGUAUGGCCACCUGCACUAGAAUCUCUGCUUGGCCCACUCCCCACUACUGCCAGCCUUGGGAUAACAGAUUCUAUACAAGAGUGUGUAUCCACUAAGGAUCGAGACCACAAUCUCAAAGUGCUUUCCAGAGAUGAAAAUACAGGCGAUGGUGAAUUAGAUCUUAGUGGAAUUGACGACACUGAAAUAGAUAGGUAUAUACUUGAUGAAACAGAAGCUCAAAUAAAAGCAGAACUGUGGAUGAAAGAAAAUGCGGAUUAUUUGAAGGAACAAAAGGAGAAAGAAGCGAGAAUAGCAAAAGAGAAGGAGCUUGGGAUUUAUAAGGAACACAAGCCAAAGAAGUCAGCAAAAAAGCGGGAGCCAAUUCAAGCUAGCACAGCAGGAGAAGCAAUUGAAAAGAUGUUGGAACAGAAGAAAAUCUCAAGUAAAAUUAAUUAUAAUGUGCUAAAGGACCUGAACAGCAAAGGAAGUAACACACCAAAGAAAGAGGAUGACAGCACCGAUGACAGCAGCAACACCAAGAAGCUGUCAAGAAGAAAAUCUACUGCCAGUAGGAAUAUAGCCAACACUGUAAACAGUAUGGGAAAAAGAUUAAGACCCUUGAUUUCUACACAACUAGCUAAAAAGGCUGCAACUGAAGAGGUAACCUUUCCAGAGUCGCAGACAGAAGGGCCAGAGCUUGAAAAACCAGAGAACGUUCUGGUAGAGAGUGGACCGGUGUCAUAUAACCAUGAUGAAGAAGUUGAAGAAGAAGAAAUAGAAGAGGAGGAUGAUCACUGCAUGAGUGCACUUCAGUUAAUGGGAGGAAAUGAUUACGGCUGUGAUAUGGACGAUGACGACGGUUAUUAGUCCUGUGUGCUUCCAAAGGAGAUGUAGUAAUUUUGUGAUUCCAAUGACUUUAUGAAUGGUGAAAGAAGCUGUCUGUGAUCAGCAGACAUACUGAACAAUCCUGACUUUUGUAAAGAGAAUUUUAGUUGAGUGUUGAUUCUGGUUAGUUUACAUUGACAUAACCCAGCAAUAAAGUUUGGGUUUAUCGUACUUGAAAUUUUUUUUGGAUCAUGUUUUGAGGAAGGAGUUAAUGGAGGUAAUGUUUCCAGAGAACAAAGCAAAAUACCCUGUAUGGAGAGUAUGUUGUGGUUAGAAACUACACGUCUCUUAUUUGAUUCUGCUUCAGGCAUGCUACUGAAAAGGAAUGUAUAGAAGAGGAAUAAAUUAUAAAGUAAGUAAAACCUCCACAUAAAUCUUUGAACUAUACCAGGGUUAAUCCUCUCAUAAUACUAUAAUGAGAAAAAUGGAUAAUCUAAUCUUUAUUGUUAAUGUGACUCUGCCAUUGUAUACAAGCUUCCCUACUUGAUAUGCUCCCAAAAGUAAAUGCGUUAAGGAAAAAGAUGGAAUUCUAUGGCAGUAUCUCUUUAAAUUAAAUUAAUCCUCAGAAGCUAAAUAGGUGCUUACAUACAUUUAUAAUAGAAUUCUGUGUUCCUCGAGAGAUGCUGACAGUACAAGAGAACAUUGUCACAGAAGGGUGGUUUCUACUGUUCUGUAAAUGCUGAAGAAAUGUUUGUGGG